Molecule: messenger RNA, 634 nt
Organism: Racocetra persica
Lineage: Eukaryota; Fungi; Glomeromycota; Glomeromycetes; Diversisporales; Gigasporaceae
Source: the annotation of a GenBank genome assembly
AAAAUUGGAGGAUAAAGAAUAUUUUAUUAUUCGCAAUCGGGACAAUGUGAUGACCGUUGUUCUUCAAAAUGUAAAUAACAAGAGACAAAUGAACUUCAUCCGUCCUGACACUGUGGUCUUCUUUGGACGAAACACCGCCGAUAAAGAAUCUCAAACCAGCCCUGAAACUCCUUACGAAGACCGCCAAGGAGUAGAAAGAAAUUCAUACAAUAAAAGCCAUAAAGAGCCGUGGGAUGAAUCAUCAGCCGAAGACCAUAUUUGCCCUGCUUGUGAAAACUGUUAUGACUUUUGCGAUGAUUUGAGAGUCAAAAGAGCCACCUCUGUUGAUGAAAAUGGAGACCAAAUAUGCGUAGUUCCUUCUAAUUUAAAAUUGAAAGAAUGGUCUACUGAAACUCAAAUUAGCGACCUUCUUACCAAUGCCCGAGUUCCAAGUUUGUUAUUCAUGGUUGAUAAACAACAUAAAGACAAAGAAGGUAUUGGACCAACCAGUUUUCCUCAACGACAUCCCAAAGACAAAACCAAAUUGAUUUGGGAAGAACUUCCAAAGACUUAUGAAGAAGCACCUCAUCUUCUUAAUCAUUCCUCAGCCCAAUUCAAUUUACAAAGAGACCAGAUUCAAUACCAUCCAAUUUGA